AAUUCUCAGUAAUGGAAAGACGAGAAAAUAGUGUGAACAAAAAUUCAGUUACGCCUGGAUUCUCGCCAUCGUUAACUCAGGAUUAUUCGAUUCUGUUUGUCAAUUUAUAAUUCAAUUUAAUUUUAUCCUCUCUCUCUCUCCACUCAAUACGAUAUUAUCUUUGCCUACGUCUUUUACUCUUCGCUCCAAAAAGUAAAUUGUGUAACGGUCUGAACGUCUAAUAAUCGCUAUCCUUUUUUGUUUCUUCUCUUUUUGACAAAAAAAUUGUAAAGGGUGUCUCGUUGACAUGGUCAUGUAAUGCGAAUUGAAUCAAAGGUGCAGUGUUCCUAGUGAAAAGCUAUACGACAAUUCACGAAUCUUUUCGGACGUGAAGAAAUUAUGUCAUCGCGUCGUCGCAACACGGCUCCAAGAAAGAUUUCCAUGUUUGGUUACAAAUUCUACAACGAAGUCUAACCAAUUGCGGUUACAUUUGAAAAUUGUCACAGUUGCACAAACGAGGUAUCGAUUUAUUGCUGAAAUUAAUUCAAGGCAAUACUGAUACUUCUGUGUCAAGGCAUUUCAAAAACCUUGGUCCGUGAAGUUUGAUGCGUCGGAUCGGGCCGACGGAUCGGAUCGAAAAGAAUUCGAAGAGAGGGGACGGUCGCGGGUAUAGCGAGGAGAGAAUCCAGGCGGGGAGGACGAAGGCGGGGGAGGUGAGGGAGAAUUUGGGCCGCGCGUGGAAUGGAAAUGAAAAGGGAGGAGCCUCGACCGGAUGAACUCGAGGAAAAUCCGUUUCUCUGGAUCGUGUGCAAAACGGGGGCCCCCCGUGUAAUAAUAACGAGCUUUCACGCUGUCGUACGAUACUUCGCCGAACAGAUGCCGAAGAAAAUGAGCCUGGGCUUCCUUCGAACCCUUGCCGCCCUCCUGGUAAUCGUGAUGCCCCGAUCCCUCACUUACGUUCUCCUGUAUCCGAUUUUCAGAUUAGUGUUCGGCAAUUUGUACCCGGCCUACGCUUCUUACAAGGCUGUGAGGACGAAGAAUGUGAAGGAAUACGUGAAAUGGAUGAUGUACUGGAUCGUGUUCGCGCUGUUCACUUGCGCGGAGACCUUCACCGACGUCUUCUUCAGCUUUUGGUUUCCAUUUUACUACGAGAUCAAGACUAUCCUGGUGAUCUGGCUACUGAGCCCGGCCACCAAAGGCUCGAGCAUCCUUUACAGACGUUUCGUUCAUCCGGCGUUGAUCCAACGCGAGGCCGAGAUCGACGAAGCUCUAGCCCGCGCGACGGAGCAGGGUUACACGGCGGUGUUGCACCUAGGGUCCAAAGGUGUCAAUUACGCCACCACGGUUCUCAUGCAAACAGCUAUCAAGGGCGGUGGAGGCUUGGUUCAGCAUUUGAAGAAGAGCUACAGCCUGAGCGACCUGACCGGCGAGAAAGAGGACGAGAAUAGAAACACGCCGCACAUGCACGACGAGACGGACAUGGAAGUGGAACCUCGUCGAAGAGAGCACGUAGGGAGAAGAGGGUACAGUCCUCGUCGGACGCAGUCGAGCAGCAAUCGCGUGGAGAUGUACUUUUCCGAGGUGGACGUGGACGUUAGACAACCGCGGUCCAGAGAGCCGACAACCAGCUUAACCAACAUAAGGUCCUCGGACGACAUAUCAAGCGGAUACAGCAGCGGGGAAGCGCUACAAUCCAGCCGUACGUCCCAAGGCGACUCGUUGGUUCGAACAUCGAGCGUCGGCGCAAGAACACGGGCAAAACCUCGCUCCGCGACCAAGAAGACCCCAGAGGACUCGGGAGAGGAUUCCGACAGCAUCGAUCCUCCCUUCUCCAAAAAUAUCUCAUUUCCGCCACCUCUAAAUCUCGUCACUCCCGAACAAGCACUCGAGAUCUUGCUUCUGCUCUCGCAAAACCGUAAUGUCGCUGAUUAUAUCGAUUUCGAUCGUGGCCCCGUUUUCCCAGGUAACGUCGAUUUACUUAAACACACCAGUCAAUCAGGCCCGGAACCAGUGACAAAAUCACUAGAAACCGUCGCUAACCCAUUGGAUUCCGUACGUAUAGCCGCACAGCUUCCAACAAUUCCAGCCCUCGAGGCGAGAACCGAUUCCAAACGUUCGCUAACAGAAGCGAACACCGACUCGUCGCAUAAUCAUCGCCAUGAAUCUUCCAAAAGAUCAACCAACGAAGAAGAAAACGACGACGCGAUCCAUCCCCCAAUAACGGAUCAACUCUGUCAAAACAAGUUCGAGGAGCUCAAACAACUCCUGAGCGACGCCCGCAAAGCUGUCAACAAUAUAGUUCACACCCAAGAAAAGUUGCGUCUGAGCGACGCGUCCAUCGUCGUCGAGACGACGUUGUCGCAAGAUGUCGCGGGUGAUAAAAUUGAAGAAACGAACGGAGAAGACGAAGUCGCCGAGGAAACAAAGAUGGAGGACGCGGCGAUGGGGAUCGAGGGCUCCUUGGACGUUUGGACGACACCGAGCGUGUCGCGCAGAAAUUCGGCCAAUCUCGGCCGAGCUGGAAGGUACAACAAGAGGCCGGCGCCCAAAGUGCCUCUCGCGAGAAAUGAGGAGGGAGAGGAUGGCGCGUUGAGAGCCACAUUGGUAAUCAAAACGUUGAGGAGCAAAGACGCGUUUACCGGCGACGGCUCGGAUGCGAGGUCGAAGGGGAAGAGGUCGAAGAGGCAGAGGACCAGGGAGGGUUUCUCCAAAUUGCUCGCCAUCCCGAGGAACGUGUUUCAGAACGCUUUUCACAGGGCCAAGGAAAAGGGGGACGGAACUAGAUCGAGCAGCGUCGAUAAUCGGGAAAUGAUAAUCGAACCGAAAUCAGAGGGCGUUCGAUGUAACGACGACGAGAGCGAGAACGACACGUCCAACAGCUCUGACGGCUCUUACGUACUCGCGCCAACCGAUGAUAAACGGAGCAAAAUGGAGAGCGUCGAAACGGAUGAAGAGGGGAUAGAAGAGAGCGUCGAGUCGGGAAUAAUAAGGGAGGAGACGUCGAAAAUUGGGAGGAGAUUGGAGUCGGAUAUUUUUUAA
This is a messenger RNA of Apis dorsata (giant honeybee), 3018 nucleotides long. RefSeq lists its product as uncharacterized. Lineage: Eukaryota; Metazoa; Arthropoda; Insecta; Hymenoptera; Apidae. The transcript is spliced from 8 exons. The record is from RefSeq and is a predicted model, not a curated record. Bases 721 to 3018 code for a protein of 765 amino acids. Gene Ontology annotation, cellular component: endoplasmic reticulum membrane; endoplasmic reticulum tubular network; cytoplasmic microtubule. Gene Ontology annotation, biological process: endoplasmic reticulum tubular network organization. Gene Ontology annotation, molecular function: microtubule binding.